CAGUCUUUAAACAAACAAAUAACGCAGACCGGUCACAUUAGUUUGUUGAUAAUCUCUCUCCCAAAUUCAGUUAAAAAAUUAAGUCACAAGUUCGAAAAAAUUAACCUAAAUCGACUUCAUUCAGUAGAUUAUUUAACUUUAUACACGAUGGAGUUCAUAGUGGAAACAUUUUUAUUUGUAACCGUGAUUGGACUUUUGUUUUACAAGUUUGCUACGAAAAAUUACAAGUAUUUCUCACAGCGAAAUAUAGCUCAUGAAAAACCAGUGAUUCUAAUUGGAAAUGCUCUACCAAUUUUGAGUGGAAAAGAAUCACUGAUUGAAAUGCUGAUAAGGCUGCAUACCGAGUUUAAAAAUGAAAAAAUCUAUGGCCUUUAUGGAUGGAGGGAUCCAUAUACUUUCAUUCGUGAUCCUGAACUUAUUAAAAAAAUCACCAUCAAAGACUUUGACAGUUUUGUUAAUCAUGACAAUAAUACUGCCCAGACCCAAUUUACUGAUGAAGCAAUUGCAAAUAUGCUAACCCUGUUGCAAGAUCAAAAAUGGAAAGACAUGCGAAUGACUUUAACUCCGGUUUUCACAGGAAAUAAAAUGCGUAAAAUAUUUCAUAUAAUAAGCCAAUGCACUUAUGAAGCUGUGAAAUAUUUACACGAAAAAACCAAAGAAGGAACAGAAAUCAAUUUGGGAAAUUUCUUCCAUCAAUAUUCCAAUGAUGUUAUUGCUUCGGCAGCAUUUGGGCUGAAAAUGAAAUCAUACGGGAGAGAGGAGAGUGAAUUUACGAAAAUGGGAGCAGUUCUUUUAAGACCCGAAGGACUUGGAGUUAUUAUUAAAUCAAUACUGAUAGCAGUCUUGCCACAAGUUGGUAAGAUUUUCAAGAUUAAUAUACUCAGUACAAAAGCCCUCAAUUAUUUAAAAGGUGUUGUUAGUCAAACAAUUAAACAGCGAAAAGAGAAUAAGAUAAUUCGACAAGACAUGAUUCAGCUUAUGCUUGAAUCCCAAAAGCAUGGAGAGUCUAAAACUGAAGAGAAAACUGAUAACAGAGAAACUGUUCUUACCAACUGGACUGAAAACGAAAUGAUUGCCCAAUGCCUACUUUUCCUAUUUGCCGGGCUUGGCCCGAUGUCGAAUUUGAUGUGUGUUGCUGCUUACGAAUUAAUGAAGAAUCCAGAUAUUCAGGAGAAGCUUUACGAAGAGGUUUCGCAAAUGAAUGAAGAGCUAAAUGGUUCUGAGAUUUCAUAUGAUUUAUUGAAAAACAUGAAGUAUUUGAAUAUGGUUGUUUCGGAGUCACUAAGAAAAUGGCCUUCGGCUCCGUUCUUGGAUCGGGUUUGCAACAAAUCUUAUAAUCUAACAGAUGAUGAUGGUAAAAUAUUGUUAGAAAUGAAGCCUGGUGAUAAAGUUCUAUUUUCGGUGUAUGGCAGUCAUUUUGAUGAGGAAAAUUUUGAAAAUCCUUCAGUUUUUGAUCCUGAAAGAUUUAGCGAUGAGAAUAAGAAAUCAAAUAUAAAACCUUUUACAUAUUUUCCAUUUGGAUUGGGUCCUAGAAGUUGUAUAGGAGAUAGGUUUGGUUUAAUGGUUGCAAAGCUCAUGUUAUAUCAUUUGGUGUUGGAAUUCAAAUUGAGUCCUAGUCCUAAAUCGACUGUUGAUAUUAAUGAAGUAACUAGAGGAUUGCAGUUGAAAAUACCAGAGGUAUUUUGGAUGGAUUUGAUUGCAAGAAACAAAACACCUGUUUUUGGUUAAAUUUUAGUGCUUUUGGUUUACAAUUUUUAGUUAUUUCAAACGAAUUUAGCUUCAAUCUUUAAAGACUAUUUUUCGAGAGGCAAGUUUAAAAGGUGUAAAUAUUAGCACAUACCUUUUUAGCAUGAA
Episyrphus balteatus (marmalade hoverfly) is the source of this 1854-nucleotide messenger RNA. Its product is annotated as probable cytochrome P450 9f2. Bases 148 to 1728 code for a protein of 526 amino acids. The record is from RefSeq and is a predicted model, not a curated record. Gene Ontology annotation, molecular function: iron ion binding; heme binding; oxidoreductase activity, acting on paired donors, with incorporation or reduction of molecular oxygen. Lineage: Eukaryota; Metazoa; Arthropoda; Insecta; Diptera; Syrphidae. The transcript is spliced from 4 exons.